AGCGCUUCAGUCUGAUGCCACUUCCGCAGUUGUACUGCGCUCAUUCGCCAGCGGGCAGUGAAGCCGUGUACCUGUUUCAGCUCAGUCAUGAGAAAGGGGAAACAACUGGGCGUCAGGACAAGCGGUUAUAAGGACCGACGUCAGCGCUGCUGCUGCAUCUAUACAAUGGAGUAAUACUGUGUGGAUUUAUUUAAUGUAUUUGUUUAGCCCGCUCGACGCGGAGUUGUUUGACGCCAGGUAGCCUCUGAGCUAGCUAGCGUCAGUUAGCUGUCCGGGUUUUCAGUGGCUGGUGUUCAGGAGCUGCUCCACUCGCCAGCCCGGGUUUAUCACAGGGGGACAAAGGGUCGGUAAAGCUGGCGAGGUAGCCCCAUGAUGAAUCGCUUCCGGAAGUGGCUGUAUAAGCCAAAGAGGUCGGACCCUCAACUACUCGCCCAGUUUUACUAUGCAGAUGAAGAGCUGAACCAGGUGGCCUCGGAGCUGGAUAGUCUGGACGGCAGGAAGGACCCUCAGAGAUGCACACUGCUCGUCAACCAGUUCCGCUCAUGCCAGGACAAUGUGCUGAAUAUCAUAAACCAGAUCAUGGAUGAGUGUAUACCAGAAGACCGAGCAAACAGAGACUUCUGUGUGAAAUUUCCGGAGGAGAUCCGCCAUGACAACCUUGCAGGACAGCUAUGGUUUGGGGCAGAGUGUCUAGCAGCAGGCUCAAUCAUCAUGAACCGGGAGAUCGAGAGUAUGGCGAUGCGGCCGCUGGCCAAAGACUUGACACGCAGUCUGGAGGAGGUGCGCAACAUCACCCGUGACCAAGCGCUGCGAGACCUCAACUUCUACACAGAGCGCAUGAGGGAGGCGUUGCGCCAGUUUGACAGCCUUUUUGCUGAGUUUGAGCUCAGUUAUGUAUCAGCCAUGGUGCCUGUAAAGUCUCCUAAAGAGUACUACGUCCAGCAGGAGGUGAUUGUGCUCUUCUGUGAGACUGUAGAGAGGGCCCUAAAGCUUGGCUAUCUCACACAAGACAUGAUCGAUGAUUAUGAACCUGCUCUCAUGUUUACAAUCCCCCGACUAGCUAUUGUGUGCGGACUUGUUGUGUAUCCUGAGGGACCUCUUAACCUGGAAAACAAAGCAGAGGACAUGUCUGAACUCUUCCGACCUUUUCGCACAUUACUGAAAAAAAUUAGGGACCUGUUGCAGACUCUGACGGAAGAGGAGUUAACGACUCUGGAGCGGAAUCUGUGUAUCUCACAGGAUGGGGAGUUUCCUGGAGACCCCAUCUCCUCUACCCCGGAGUCUGCUACCUCUAUCAACUCCAAGAGUCAGGUGGAGGAGUCACAGAAAAGAGAAGAGCAAAAGGAAGUGGAGAGGGUGACAGAGCUGGCUCUGUGUUCCUCUCAACGUGAGGAGGAUGAUGCAUGGGAGAAGGACCAGGAACAGCAAGAGGUCCCAAGUGAAGGAGAGGAGGACACUGAAGUGGACCUGGCCUGUUCCAUGCAGUAUGAUGAAGAGGAGAUUGAGCAGCUCAACAUGAUGGUACACCGUGUUGGUGAUCAUAUGUCCACACUGCUCUCACCCCCAAGCCAGAGGCCAUCUCCAGCUCAUUAUCGCCAGAAAAAAAAGCCCAGCGUGGGCGGGCCUGGUGUGUCCUCCAGCCUUGGGGAAUCGAGCGCACCAUCAAGCACUGAAAACUCUCCUCACCGAGCUCCUGGCUCCCAACACGAGGAAGAUGAGCGGGUCUUCUUCAUGGACGACCUGGAAGGCAUGGGCGGUGGUGGAGAUGCUGGAACUAGCUCAGGGGAAAUCCGUCAGGGACAGCGAGUCUCUCCCAUCGUGAACCUCAGCUCCCUCAAGCCCAUCAGGCCAGAGCCUACAAGUGACUCCACCUGCAAUGGAUGGAUGACGGCUUGUCAGUCAAAUGAGGAUUUUGAUCAGAGUAGCCAGGAUAAACUGUGCCUCUCUUCUGGACCUGCAGGAACCUCAGAAUCAUUACCACUUGUGAAUGGCUGGGAGGGGCAGCUGGACGGGCAGGAAGGGGAAGGCGGGGAGCCAGCAGAGGUCAUUGCUCACCGGACAGGCGGGAUGAAGCUGUCGGCCACUGUGAUCUUUAACCCACGCUCACCUAACCAGCCUGAUUUGGUGGUUUUGCCACGCUCAACUGAGGGAGCUGCACACCGCCUGCUCAAUUCCUGUGUGUGCUGCACUGCUGGAUGUGUCGAUGCCCAUGAUGAACCCAGUACCACAGAUACCACCACUGGAAAGGGGAAUCUGGAGUUUAGCAAGUGCAAGCUCACCAUCACAAGCACUGUUAUCCAGUCAGCAACGGGUGCCUGUGGCACGGGUAAGGGAGAUGCCCCUUUGCCCCUCCCACCUCCACCUGGCCCACAACAAUUGAGGGAGGAGGAUGAGGGCCAAGAGAGAGGAAGGCUUCCUCAUGCCCCCUGUUGUGAGAAGUGCCUUGCCAAUAACUCCAAGCUGUCCCCACAUAGAGACACUGAAGAGGACGAGCCAAGAGAUGAAUACCCCCAUCAGGAAAGAGCCUGUCGAGUAAUGGCUAGUAAUGGCUCUGCAGCAAAGGAGACACAGCCCAAAGAAGACAGCCAAAAUGACUCCAGUUUACAGGUAUCCCCUCUAAGUUCAGGCACCAGCAGUGACUGUGAGAGUGUGUCUGUCACCACUUGCAGUCUUUCCAGUUCAUCCACACCCAGUUUGACCACCAGCUCUGACAUGUCUGAGGAGCUUGAUCACCAGGAGCUUCAGCUGGCCCUGCAGGCUUCUAAACUGGUUGCUCACAACAAAAUACGUGCUCGCUUCCAUAGCAGUAGUGACCUCAUCCAUCGUCUGUUUGUCUGCAUAUCAGGUGUGGCUGAUCAAUUGCAAACAAAUUACGCAAGUGACCUGAGGAGCAUCCUGAAGACGCUGUUUGAGGUUAUGGCAACAAAAUCCGAGCAAGGGGAGAAUCAGAAGCAGAAGAAAGGGCCGAGAGUAGGAAGUGCUGGAUUAGAAGACUGCGCUCUUUGUCAAGAGACCAUGACCUCAUCGGAACUCGCAGCAAAGGCGCGGGACGGCCAGUUUGAAGACCCUCCUGAGUGGGUUCCGGAUGAGGCCUGUAACUCCUGCAUCGCCUGUAAGGCUCCUUUCACUGUCAUCCGGAGGAAGCACCACUGUAGAAGCUGUGGAAAGAUCUUCUGCUCGCGCUGCUCUUCACACUCAGCACCGUUACCCCGCUAUGGUCAGAUGAAGCCUGUGAGAGUGUGCACUCACUGCUACAUGUUUCAUGUCACACCUUUCUACAGUGACAGGACUAGUGUUUGACUGUAGCCCUGCCUUGCACCACCAUCACACAUGGACAUAAGCACAUUUAUCAUGCGGAGAGAUGGAAACGUUUAGCGAAACCUGCACACACUUUUUUUUUUUUUUUUUUUUUUUUAAACUGGUUGAGUUUGUGCAUGUGCACAGACACGCACAUUUAUUUAACCUAAAAUUAUAUAUAUAAAUGUAAAUACGGAUAUAUUACAAUACUGGAGAAGCAACACUGAGCAAAGAACAAAUUAGCUUUGAAGUACUGAUUCAUGAAUUAUCUAAAGUUAAUAAUAAAUGCUUAUUAUCAAGCACACUGAGAAAUGGCGCCAAAGUAUUUGCUGUAAUUUUCUUAAAUAGAGCAUGAAGUGAAUUGACAGAAGUGAAUUGUUAUCAGAGGUCCAGUCUUAGGGACUCUCACUCAGUGAUUAGUUAGAUUUUAAAAUUUUCUUAGUCUUUUGCUAAUGGCGAUUUGAUUUAAUAGUGUCAGAUGUUCAAUAGGGCUCAGAUUCUUUACUGAAUGUAAACCGUGACGAACACGUGAGCAACUGUGACAAGUAUAAAGACAAUAAUAUUAACAUUAUUUGCACCAUUGAUUAUGCCAAUAUGUGGUCAUCAUAACAUACUGAAGAUUUUUUUUUUUUUAUUACUAUUCAAAAUGUUUUAUUCAAGAAAAGAUGCUGCUCUCUGUAAUAUAAAAAGUGAGGCUUUAGAAUAUGUGGAAUGGCUGAAAAUGAUAUGUAUAUACGCUGAAGUGGUUAGUAUCUAAUAAAAUAAGAAGAUUUUUCUUUUAUGCUCUUAAUAGCAAUGAAUGUGUAACCAUAUAGAUGCUUUUUUUUUCUAUUAAUAUUUACUGAACUGGAAAGUAAUUGCCUUUUACAGCAAUGUCUGAUCCCUCAGCUAUUCUUUUAGACAAGUCCGUCCUGCCCUUCCCCCAAAAACUUACAAUCUGAGAUUUUUUUUAAUGUAAUCACAUGGACUUUGAUCUUUUGCAUGCUUCUUAGCAGUUCUUGAGGUGACAGCUUCUCUAAACACACUCAUUUGACCUAGUUUAAAAAAAAACAGACGUGGGGAAAACUUGAUUUGGGCAUUACACAGUGCUGUAAGAAUAAUAUCUCAGCACUAUUUUUGGUAGAAGUGAACAGUCCACCCCCUACCUCAUCUGUUUUGCAGAUUUCCUCUCAGUAUUGUACCACUUAACCUCAACUGUCUGACUUCCAAAAAAAAAAAAAAAAUCUUUACAAUUGUGUGCUUCUUUAAGACAUCCCUUCAUUGCCCCAGCAUUUAAUGUCUUCAAUAUUUCUUUUUCUAACUAUUGGGAAAAUGCACCUUUAUUUUUGUGCUUGAAUCUUUAGCUGUCAAAUAUAAUCCUAAAUUUCAUAAACAGUAAGCUAUUAAAAUCUUAUAAGGUCAAUAAUUUUAUCAGGCUUUUACACAUAGAAUCUAAUGUUUGUAUUCUUGUUAAUAACUUAAUUAUAAGCUAUUAACUAACUAUAAAUUAUAAUGCUAUCCACAUUCGUCCCAUUAGUUCUAAACAAAACUACUUUUUUGUUUGCAAAAAUGAUACUUUGAGAAAAUUCCUUUAUAAGAAAAUUUUUACUCUAGUUUCUCAGUUCAUACAGUUGCCUUCUUGUUCUUCACUCUAUAAGAGUUUACCUCAUUGCCUAUACCUCUAUGCUUAUAUAAAGUUCUGAGAUUUGACCAAGUUAGAGAAGUGUGAACACACUUUAAGAUACUAGUAUUCACAUCAGUGUUUCAAAUUCUGCUAACAAUUCCACAUUAUAUUUAUGAGAUUUAAUGGCCCUUUCUGCAAUGCUUAUGUAACAUUGUAACAGUACAUAUGCUAGCUAUUAACAGCCCUUGAAUCUGUCCUGCUUUUUCAGACACCGUUUCUGGUAUCCUCAAUGUUUGAGGUCUUCUAACAGCAGUACUCGUUGUACAUAGUACAUCAGUGUCUGCUAACUCAAAGCUUUAAAAUACAGUACCUCUCAACUGCUCAGUCUUUAUGCUUAUAUUAUUUAGUUAGUUAGUUGUUUUCAUUUUCAGCUAAAUAAGCUUUUUUUUUUGUUAUUGUUCCCACACAUCUUGGCAACCAAUUGUCUGCUACUGGGGUCCAUGGGAAUACUCUGUUGCUAGAAAAUUGCAUACAAUUGUUUAUGGCAUAAGAAGCAUAUGUAUUCUAGCCUCAAAGAUGUAAAAGGCUCCACACUUAAAUCUCUUUUGAUAGCUUUACACUAGGUUCCCUUAUGACACUGCUUCCUUUUUAAUGUUGUUGCUGCUCUUCAGGACUAUGACUGUACCUUGCCAUGAUGCUAGGGAAAGGUUAAUCUUUAAAGUUCUUAAUACUCAAAUUUGAUAAUGCAAACCAACAAAUCAACGAAAAGUUGAGAUCUUCCCAUGGUAGUGUUUCUUUGCAAAUCCAGCUACUGACCUGGUGUGUAAAAAGUUUGAAAUUUACUUGCCACCAAUCCUCAGGCCUCAAUAAUUGUGUGGUCAUUUUUGCAUUUUAAGAAGAAAAAAAAUUCUGUUUCUUUUACAAAGAACAAAAAUGAUGAUAAUAUAUAUAAAUGUACAAAUAAGGUUUUUCUGUAUAAAUGAUCUGUGAGAGAAUUGUACACCCUAUUUAUUCAAAGCUUGUUUUUAUUUUAUAAUGGCUGUUUCAAUUCAAUAAGACAUAAAGGAGAGCUUUUGAAAGUCUUAAAUUGAGUAUUUGUCAUGCAAUGAAAGUAAUAAAUGACCCUUUUUCCUUUAAAAACUAAGCUUGUCCUGU
Messenger RNA from Pangasianodon hypophthalmus (striped catfish), 6055 nucleotides. It is a transcript of the gene zfyve28, whose product is annotated as zinc finger, FYVE domain containing 28. Gene Ontology annotation, cellular component: early endosome membrane. The transcript is spliced from 14 exons. The record is from RefSeq and is a predicted model, not a curated record. Gene Ontology annotation, biological process: negative regulation of epidermal growth factor-activated receptor activity. Gene Ontology annotation, molecular function: metal ion binding. NCBI's taxonomy places the organism in Eukaryota, Metazoa, Chordata, Actinopteri, Siluriformes, Pangasiidae. The coding region runs from base 370 to 3300 and encodes 976 amino acids.